Molecule: messenger RNA, 2019 nt
Organism: Chara braunii
Lineage: Eukaryota; Viridiplantae; Streptophyta; Charophyceae; Charales; Characeae
Source: the annotation of a GenBank genome assembly
CCGAGCAAGAAUGAGAGUGAGUUGCGAAGAAUAAAAGCAGCAACAAGAGCAUUAGAGAGGCUUCUUAGAGAGGAUAGGGAAUUCUUCGUAAGAUGGCGCCUUGACUUUCUGGAGAGUGGAAAUGAGAGAGUUUGCAGCAGAGAGGAGCAAAAAGACUCGCUUGAGUCGACAGGAAGGACAGGUGGGUUGUCGGAGGCUGCAAUGUCGAAAGAAAAGGUGAAGGGAGAAGGAACGUCAGAACAAUGAUAGAAGGCGAUGAGCUUUGAAAAAUAUAGUAUGCGCAUAGUAGGAAGGGCAAACGGGUCCAUCGCCUGUGUGGUGAUACAAUUGCUCCACGACGAGUUCGGGGACAGCCUGGACAGGAACUGGCGGGACGAGGAGGAAGAAGAAGAAGACGGCGAGGAGGAGGAUGACGACGAAGAAGGAGAGGGCGAGGAGGAGGACGACGACGAAGAAGGAGAGGGCGAGGAGGAGGACGACGACGAGGAGGAGGACGAAGAAAAUGUGGACGAGAAGGAGGCCACGGCGAUGGAGGAGGAGGAGGGAGAUGACUUAGAGGAGGAAGAAGAAGAAGAGGAGGAGGAGGAGGAGGAGGAGGASKGAGAAGGGGAUGAGGAAGAAGKGGAGGAGGAAGAAGAGGAGGAAGGUCCGACGAUGGAGGGCGGAGGAGGAGGAGGKGGGGGGGGGGAGGAGGAGGAGGAGGUCCCGGCGAUGGAGGAAGAAGAGGAAACAAAGGAGCAGGAGGAGGAGGUGGAGGAAGAACAAGAAGAGGGCGAGGAGGAGGAGGAUGACGACGAAGAAGAAGAGGGCGAGGAGGAGGAGGACGAGGAGGAGGAGGACGAAGAAGAGGUGGAGGAGGAUGCCACGACGAUGGAGGAGGAGGAGGGAGAGAACUUAGAAGAGGAAGAUGGAGAAGAGGAGGAGGAGGAAGAGGCGGAGGAGGACUGGGAAGGGGAUGACGAAGAAGCGGAGGAGGAAGAAGACGAGGAGGAGGAGGAGGAGGAAGAAGAAGGGACUGGGGGGCGGAGGAGAUACACAAACUCUGGGAGGCUUUAUGGACUUUCUAUUCCGACGAUCCACGGUACUGGUCAGACCAUGGACCUCACUGGUGGGACCAGUACGUCACUCGGGAUGAAGCAACGAAGACCAUUCACCCGGCGUUGUGGUGGGAGCUUCAUGCCAGCCGUUACUCAAAGUUGCAAGCCAUCGCGAAGAAGGUACUUGACAUGUGGUCGACAGCAACUCCUUGCGAGCGCAACUGGGCGACUCACGAUUUCAUACACACGAAGAGGCGCAACAACCGCUCUGCUAAGAGUGUUGAUAAACUCAUGUUCAUACAUUGGAACAUGCAGGCUUCUCAGUGCCAGCAGGCGGCCGGAGAGUCGUUAUAUCGACGUGUGGCCGGAUAUGGUAGAGCACCCCCCUGAGGAGAUCGACGACACAGAUGUCAUCCCCGCAGAUGUGGUUGAGGAUGACAGGGAGCUCAUGGAUCAGGUUAACCGUCGCAAGGACGGUCGUAACCGGAUCACGUCUGUAUCGACAGAUGAUCGUGUGGCAGAUGCAAUGUCCCCAUGGCAGGAUGCGGUGUGGAUGCACCGCGAGAUGAUGGACCAGCCGCAGGAGGAUCAGGGCAGAGGAAAGGCGGUUGCAGAAGACCAGCACGAUAUUUUCGAUGAUUGGGUGACAUUGGACCCUCACACGGACCUCGACUCGUACGUCGAUGGCAGUUUACAAGCGGUGAGGACCCUCCGGAGCCAUGUGGGAGACCACGUCGAUGUCGAGGGUCUAUUGGCGACAGACGAUGCAGAGGGGGCAGAGGAGGACAUUGAGCACCACCACGACGACAUUCUUGCCUCAACGUCACAACCACGGGUGGUGGAGAUAGGGUCACCGGGCGCCACAACAUCACAACGCGUCAAUCAUCCAUCGUCCUCCCGUUUUGCACGGCCGACCAGCGUCGAUUCCUGAGGUCUGGAGGCGCAUGCUUCUGCCGCGUCAGGUUCCCCUGCUUUCACUAUC